Messenger RNA from Prunus mume (Japanese apricot), 909 nucleotides. RefSeq lists its product as uncharacterized. The record is from RefSeq and is a predicted model, not a curated record. NCBI's taxonomy places the organism in Eukaryota, Viridiplantae, Streptophyta, Magnoliopsida, Rosales, Rosaceae. Gene Ontology annotation, biological process: protein transport; 'de novo' cotranslational protein folding; protein unfolding. Gene Ontology annotation, molecular function: ribosome binding; protein folding chaperone; peptidyl-prolyl cis-trans isomerase activity.
GUGAUAAGAUAUUCCUGUAUCUGGAACAACACUUUUCUUGCAUCUCUUUUACAAGCUAUAACAGCAGCAGCAGCAAUAGCAUAGCAGCGUGGCGUCAUUGACGACGACGAUGACAACAGUAGUACCCUCUCAUUUCCAGUCCCUUGGGCUUCCCAAACAGUUCCCUGUUAGAAGCUACUGCAGUCGUGCUCUUACAUGUCAAAACGCUACAAGGAUUGUUGGGUUCUGCAACACACAACGCAAGCUGUUUACGAGUCCGCAUAAGACGGGUCAUGCUCGUUUAUCCAGGCUGAUAUGUGCAGCUGGUUCAGGUUUAGAGGCAUCUAUUGCAGAUGUAGAAGGCAAUCUCAUAACAUUGAAAUCCGCCAAGAUUGUUGUAGAGUCCCAAGAAGAUAAUAAGAUACAAGUUAGAGUAGACUUGACUGGGGAUGACACAGAAAAAGUUUUUGAUAAGGUUUUGACAAACUUGGCACGCACAGCACCACCAGUUCCCGGAUUUCGCAGACAAAAAGGAGGAAAAACAUCAAAGGUCCCAAAAAGCUUUCUCUUGGAUAUACUUGGUAAGGAGCGUGUCACAAAGUUUGUCAUACAAGAAAUAAUAAGCUCUACCAUGGGUGAUUAUGUAAAGAAGGAAAACUUGAAUGUGAAGGAAAACAAAAUCAACACUACUCAAACAGCAGAAGAACUCAAACUCUUGUUUAAACCAGGAACUGAAUUUGGAUUCAAUGCUAUACUUGAGCUCGAAGAUUCAGAAAUUGAGACACCAAGCUGAAUCUCUCGAAGGAUGGUUAGAGUGUGCUAGAGUUUCAUAAAUAUAUAAAAACAAAACUGAAGUUUUAAGAAGAAUUUUUUUUUCUAUCCUCUAUUAUUUUGAAGUGUUUAAUCAGUAUAUCUUUUCUGGGUACACUA